AUGGUGGAGCACUGGUGUCACCGGUGGACGAUACUGGCUGCUGUUCUUGUUUGCCUCACCCUGUUCGGAAGCCUGCUCGUCCAACGGCCUUCACUGCUCAACACAUUCCAAAGACCUGAAUCAGGCCUGCCCAAGGUUCUUGUUAAUAGCACAACCACGACUGUCCUAGUGUGGUACUGGGCUUUUGGAUAUUCAGAGCACUUGCAUGGCAAUGUGUGCCAAGAUAGGUUUGGCAUACCUGACUGCAUUUUGUCAGAUGAUCGGUCACUGUUCCCUCAGGCAAAUUUUGUCAUUUUCCACAACCGUGAGCUGGUCAGCGGACAACAAAAGUUGCCCUUGCAUUUGCCCCGCCCACAGCAGCAGGGGUGGGUGUGGUUCUCCAAGGAAAGCCCAGCCAAUAAUGGCAAUUUGAGGCCUUUUGCUGGGCAAUUUAACUACACGAUGUCUUACAGACAUGAUGCAGACUUUUUUACACCAUAUGGCUGGUUACGCCGACGAGAGGGGGGAACCGGAAUGACAGUCGAUGAUUUUAUUCCCAAAAAUAAGUCUUCUUUGGCCUGCUGGGUUGUGAGCAAUUACCAAGCCCAUCAUGAGCGAGCAAAGGUGUACAAUAAACUGAAGGAAGUCAUAAAAGUAAAUGUUUAUGGUGGAGCAGUCGGCCCACGCCUGGAUGGUGAGCAACUGUUACCCACCAUAUCUCGUUGCCACUUCUAUCUGUCUUUUGAGAACUCUAUCUUCCAGGACUACAUCACAGAGAAGUUGUGGAAGAAUGCAUUUUUGGGUGGAGCUGUGCCUGUAGUUUUAGGCCCAUCCCGGCAGAACUAUGAGGCCAUGAUACCAAAAGAUUCCUUUAUUCAUGUGGACGACUUCAGUUCCGUAGAGGAGCUUGGAACAUUCCUCAAGAUACUGGCUGAGGAUAGGGAACGCUAUGCCUCAUAUUUCAAAUGGAAACUAAAUUACACGGUGGAAACAUAUAGCCACUGGUUGGUGGAACCAUAUUGUGAAAUCUGCACAAAACGCACCACCUUACAAACACCCAAGGUUUAUUGGAAUUUACAAAAUUGGGAAUGGAAAUAA
This is a messenger RNA of Engraulis encrasicolus (European anchovy), 1077 nucleotides long. RefSeq names its product alpha-(1,3)-fucosyltransferase 7-like. Gene Ontology annotation, cellular component: membrane. Gene Ontology annotation, molecular function: alpha-(1->3)-fucosyltransferase activity. The transcript has a single exon. The coding region runs from base 1 to 1077 and encodes 358 amino acids. The record is from RefSeq and is a predicted model, not a curated record. NCBI's taxonomy places the organism in Eukaryota, Metazoa, Chordata, Actinopteri, Clupeiformes, Engraulidae.